CCGGUGACGUCAAAACAACGCGACAUUUACCCUGUGCUCCAUGCCUCCUCUCAGCAACGCUCACAUGUCGCAUGUCUGUUAGUAAGAUAAUAGUAAUUAAAGAAUAUCUUUGAGUUAAUUCAGCGAAAUGACGGGGGAGACGAAAGGAACAAAAACUAUACAUCCAAGAAAUGAUCCAGUUAAGAACUUUGAAAAGUGGAAGAAAAAAUACGACAAAACUAAAAAACGCGUCAAACACCAGAAAAAGCAGAUUAAAAAACCCGAAUGGCAGAUCGAAAAGGAAAAAAUCAAGAAAUUGGUCGAUAAGUAUUCGGAGAUAAACACCAAGGAUGUAUUGAGGUUUUCAGAUUUCCCUUUAUCAAAAGAAACAUUAAGAGGACUGUUAGAAGCUCAGUAUCGGCAGCCCACAGAGAUCCAGAAGCAGACCAUCGGCUUUGCUCUGACGGGGAAAGAUGUGCUGGGUGCCGCAAAGACUGGAUCUGGCAAGACGCUGGCCUUUCUUAUCCCUGUCCUGGAGUGCCUGUUUCGCCAGCAGUGGUCAGCAGACGAUGGAUUGGGUGCCCUGAUCAUUUCACCCACACGAGAGCUGGCCUAUCAGACCUUUGAGGUUUUGCGAAAAGUGGGCAAGAAUCAUGAGUUUUCCGCCGGCCUCAUCAUUGGUGGAAAGGAUCUGCAGCAGGAGUCCGAGAGGAUCCACCGCACCAACAUCAUCAUCUGCACCCCAGGCCGCCUGCUGCAGCACAUGGACGAGACCUGCACCUUCCACGCAUCCAGCCUGCAGGUGCUGGUGCUGGAUGAGGCCGAUCGCAUCCUGGACAUGGGGUUUGCCGACACGCUGAACGCCAUAGUGCAGAACCUCCCCAAGACUCGGCAGACGCUGCUGUUUUCAGCGACUCAAACAAAAUCUGUGAAAGAUCUGGCCAGACUGAGCCUGAAGGAUCCUGAGUACGUCUGGGUCCACGAGAAGGCCAAGUUCAGCACCCCUGCCACCCUGGAGCAAAGCUACCUGGUGUGUGAACUUCGCCACAAAGUCAACCUGCUCUUCUCCUUCCUGAAGAGCCACCUAAAGAAGAAGAUCAUCGUCUUCUUCGCCUGCUGCAAGGAGGUGCAGUACCUGUUCCGCGUGUUCUGCCGACUCCGCCCUGGCAUCCCUGUCCUGGCCCUUCAUGGCAAGCAGCAGCAGAUGAAGAGGAUGGAGGUCUACAAAGAUUUCAUCGGCAAGAAGGCGGCUGUGCUGUUCGCCACCGACAUCGCGGCCAGAGGCCUCGACUUCCCUGCUGUUAACUGGGUGCUGCAGUUUGACUGCCCAGAAGAUGCCAACACUUACAUCCACAGGGUCGGAAGAACUGCCAGGUAUAAAGAAGGUGGCGAGGCCUUGCUGGUCCUGCUGCCCACCGAGGAGAAGGGGAUGGUCAAGCAGCUCCAGGAAAGGAAGGUGCCCAUCAACAAGAUCCAGGUUAACCCCGCAAAAAUGACCAGUGUCCAGCAGAAGCUCGAAGCAUUCCUGGCCCAGGAAAAGGAGCAGAAAGAGCGUGCUCAGAGGUGCUUUGUCUCUUACCUCCGCUCCGUCUACCUGAUGAAGAACAAGGACGUCUUUGACGUGUUUCAGCUGCCGCUACAGGAAUACGCAGGCUCCCUGGGGUUGGCUGUGGCCCCGAGGGUGCGCUUUCUGAGCAAGGCCAGGCAGCAGAGACAAGACACCGAGGCAGCUCUGGCUGCAGGACAGGGCAGCUACCCCGAGGACGAGGAGCUGGAGAGCUUCCGGGCUCAGCUCCGAGGAGAAAGGCUUCCUCCCUCGGUGCUAGGGAAGGAUGGUGUGGCCCCUGAUGCCCUCAGGUCUGUGCCCAAAGCUGAGGAAGACGAGGAUCCGUCUGACAGCCAGGAUGAAGAGCAGUCCGACAGCGAGCCAGACUCCAAGAUUCACAUUUUUGGGCAGGUCACCGAUGAGGAAGAUGAGAAAGACCUCGACUUGUUUACCAUUAAACGGAAAGAUGUCUUCAAAGCGGAAGAUGAGGGCGUUGCAGAGGAACAGGAGGAAAAGACACCUACGAAGGAUCCAGGAAAAGAGUCGAAGUUCAAAGAAGCCAAGAAAGUCCUAAAGAGAAAAUUAAAAGUCAAUACCAGGAUAACCUUCACUGAAGACGGAGAGACGGUGCAGCAGUGGCCCCCACUACAGAGGACGGCCGCGCCAGCUGGCUCGGACGACGAGGAGCCGUCCGGCAUCAACAUGGAUAAGGCCCGCGAGAGACUGCGCGUGGAGGACCAGGAGUUCGACAAACAGGAGUACAGCCGCAAAGUGAAGGAGAAACACAGGGCAAAAAGGCUGAAGGAGAGGGCUGCCAGGCAGGAAGCCAGCAAAAAACAAAAAGAGCCUUCCUGUCCUCCCGCCUUCCUGUCCUCCCAUCUUCCCGCCUCCCUGUCCUCCCAUCUUCCCGCCUUCCUGUCCUCCCGUCUUCCCGCCUUCCUGUCCUCCCAUCUUCCCGCCUCCCUGUCCUCCCAUCUUCCCGCCUUCCUGUCCUCCCGUCUUCCCGCCUUCCUGUCCUCCCGUCUUCCCGCCUUCCUGUCCUCCCGUCCUCCCGCCUUCCUGUCCUCCCAUCUCCCCACCUUCCGUGUCCUCCCGCUGCGGGACCUCAGGAAGGUGCGUGUUUCCUCCAGCGAUGGAGUGAGGAAGAGGAGCCGCCCUGCUGACAGCUCCAGUGAAUCGGAUGAAGAGGAGGCCCCAGCGCUCAGGAAGAGAACCAGACGGCGGGACGGGAACAAGCUGGAGACCCUGGACACUGGCCUCUCCCUGGCCGAGGACGAGGAGCUGGUCCUUCAUCUACUGGGACAGAGAAACUAG
Paramormyrops kingsleyae is the source of this 2839-nucleotide messenger RNA. The record is from RefSeq and is a predicted model, not a curated record. Lineage: Eukaryota; Metazoa; Chordata; Actinopteri; Osteoglossiformes; Mormyridae.